AUGGCGACCAAGGGGAGUACAUCGGACGCAUCGGAUGAACUGUUUGACUAUUUAUGUUCUCCAUGUAACAAACAAGACAAGAAUAGUGAGGCAGUGAAGUAUUGUGUGAACUGUCAGGAGUAUCUGUGUGUAACUUGUGUUAAAAGUCACAAUAGUUUUUCUGUCCUAGCUGGACAUACAUUGGUUGAAAGGUCAAAGUUUGGAAAUGCAAGUAGAACAGACAGCAAGGAAUUGCCGUCGGUGCCGACAGAGCGAUGCAAAGUUCACUCAUUGAAGCUCGUGGACAUGUUCUGUGCUGAUCAUGACACGGUUGGUUGUAAUGUCUGCUUUACGAUCAAUCAUAAGCCAUGUCAAGAUAUCCACUACAUUCCCGAGUAUGUGGAAACGACUAAACAGGCUGAAAGUAUCAGAAAGAUGAAUGAUGAGAUGGGCAAAGCAAUUUUUGAAAUGGAUAACUUGAUGAAAAAGAAACAGAAAGAUAUAGAAGAUAAUAAAAAAACAAAGGUUGUCUUGUUAAAAGAAAUCAAAGCAUUUAGGAAGGAAGUUAACGAAGUUUUAGAUCGACUGGAACAAGCUUCUGUCGCUGAAGUAGAAGGGAAAUGCGGUAAACAGGAUCAAGAAUUUCGAGAAGAAUUGAAGAAUAUACAGGAUACUCUCGAUAAACUUACUACAUGUAAAGCCGAAAUGGAAUCAUCACAGAGGAAUCCGUCGCAACAGUUUGUUAAUAUGAAGAAAUCCGAGAAAAAAAUAUCAGAUAUGAAAAAGGCCGGAUCACGAACUACAGAUAAACUGAAAGAUAGUCUAUUGUUUGAAAGAAAUUCAGAGAUACUGCAUUUCCUUCGAAAUCUUGAAUCACUUGCAAAGAAGUCACUUCUAAUGAAGCACGGGCUUUACGAAGUUCAAAGCAAGCAAAGCUACAAUGUAAAGUUGAAUGACGACGUCAGUACCUGUGAUAUUUGGUCUUCUUGUAUACUUGACUCUGGCGAUAUUUUGUUAGCAGACUUUGACAACAAGAAAAUAAAACUUGCUGACUGUGAAACUUACAGAGUGCGAGAUUCAAUGAAGAUGUCCACCUCACCUCGAUCUAUUUGCAGGAUUAGUAGUGUGGAAGCAGCGGUAAGCUUUUACAAUAAAACAGUACAGUUUGUUUCCACCAAGAAUGAGCUGGCGCCUACACGUUCACUGAAGUUUAAUUAUGAUUGUAGAGGUAUGGUUGUUAUAGAUGGCCAACUGGUGAUAUGUUAUUCAACUACGGUUUAUAUCUAUACGAUCAAUGGAGAGCUUCUGAGGACAAUACAAAAAGACAGAUCAGGAAAUAACAUGUUUCAAAACAUUCGUGAGAUUUGCUUGAGUGAUAACGGUAAGACAAUUUACAUGGCUGAUGAUACAAAAGGUUUGGUAACUAUCGACAUAGACGGUAAUGUUAUCUGGAAAUAUUCUGGCCAAGAACUGAAGAGUGCCUGGGGAGUAUGUACAGACGGAAAUGGUAAUGUGUUUGUGAGUGGUAUUACAUCGAGAAAUGUUGUACAACUAGGAUAUGACGGGGCUUUUCUUGGAGAAGUUGUCUCUAAAGCACAUGGCUUAAAUUGUCCACAAGCAGUAAGCUUCGAUAGGAAACAACGCAAGCUGUUUGUAGCAGAUAGCAACGAACUACACGUAUUUCGCGUUCAAUAGGUGGGGUUCGGUUCUGUUGUGUAUACAGAAAAAAAGCUUUAGGUGACAUUAUGUUUCACUUAUAUUUAUGUAUAUGUGUUAUUUUUUAUUACAAAGACGCUGUGAAGAGCGCAUAUAAAUAUUUUGAAAAUGUUUGAACUCUAUCAGAAUAACAUAGUUUGCAUGGUUCUUAGAAGAAAAAUGAAAAUAUUUGCUGAUUGCUGUCUGAAUUAGUUUUACGUUAUAAGUAAAAUAAUUGCAUUUGA
This is a messenger RNA of Mercenaria mercenaria, 1919 nucleotides long. RefSeq lists its product as uncharacterized. Bases 1 to 1674 code for a protein of 557 amino acids. The transcript is spliced from 2 exons. Lineage: Eukaryota; Metazoa; Mollusca; Bivalvia; Venerida; Veneridae. The record is from RefSeq and is a predicted model, not a curated record. Gene Ontology annotation, molecular function: zinc ion binding.